CCGUGCGCAGACCGUCAGUACCGUGAUCGACGCCGGCGCAGCGAGUUAACGCGCCGUCCCAUACGAAUUAUAAACAUUGAUAUGUACGACCUGUGUUUAGUAAACUGUGCUAUGAGUAUAUAGUGUUUGUAUCAAUUAACCGUUGACAAGCUGAUCUAAUAGGAGGCCACAAUGGCAAUGAAGGAAUAUCUCCAAUGGUUGCCACCUCCUCGUUCUCUGCUGGCGCUCUUGUUGGCUGUGACUGGCUUCAGUGGGCGUUUAUUUGCAGCUCACGUCGCACAUUCACCAACAUUACUUGUGGACGCCUGCCAUUCCUUAUGUCGACUUAUCGGUCUUAUCACAACUCUAUUAGCUUUUAAGUAUGAACGAGCUGACGAAGGAACUGGACGUGAAGGCCGUCUCCGGAACACAUUCGGUUGGGCCAGAAUCGAAGUCCUCGGAAGACUUUCGGUGCACGUUCUCUUCGCGUCGUUUUCCCUUGCCUUAGUAGUGAACGCGCUGCAGCUGGGCGUGCAUUCGUCUCAUGUUCAGCCUCCAAGAUAUCCCAGGGUCAUUUUGGGAAGUGGUGUGAUAGGUCUACUGCUGAAUGCCAUCAACUAUCUUCUCCUCGCGGGACGAGAACUAAGUUACAGUAGAAGACUCAGUGUGACAGAGAGUGGGGGAGUGGUUCUCAAAUCGGGAUCAAGGGAGCCUGUACUUGCGCAUGCACCGAGUGAUAUUACAAGUAGCUUGUGUGUGAUGGCUGCGGGCUUAACAUUGGAAUGGGAGCCUAGUGUGGCGGGUGUGGCUGACCCCGCUCUUUCCGCGUGUGCUGCUAUGCUUCUUGUCACAAUUAAUUAUCCAUUCUUGAGAUCAGCCGGGCUGGUUCUACUCCAAACUGUACCAGAAGGGCUCGGUGCCUGCGACUUGCGAAGUGCUGCAUUGCAGGUGCCGGGAGUCCUCGCCAUACACGAGCUGCAUGUCUGGCAGCUGCAUCGGGAUAGAUUGGUCGCUACUGCACAUAUCUGUUAUAACUCGGAAGAUGAUUUUCUGAAAAGCUCGAAUCAAGUGAGCGAUGUAUUCAAACGUCAUGGAAUAAACUUGGUUACAUUACAGCCAGAGUUCAGUCUUGCUACAAUCACAGAUUCGGGUGAAGAAAAGAAACUUUUAAUAGAUUUAGCAAAUGCUUCCUGUUCCUGUCCGUGUGCCAAGGAGUGUACAGCGCCGCGCUGUUGUGCGGCGCCGCCAAAGCCUACAAUCACACGAAUAUAGCACUAUUUACUACAAUAGUUAAGUCACAAUCUUGGCUGAACACUAUUUUACAACAUUUUUGACUCUGAGUUGUCUAAAUUCUUAAAUUUGAUACCGUUAUUUGUUUUAAUUAUAGGAAACAUUUUAGAUUUACAUUGUCUCAAACGAGAUAUUCGUAAUUAAGGUUUGACUUACGUUAUUUUAUUAUUAACCCCGAUUUAUGUUUUACAAAAUGUAAGCCUUUCGUUUUGAAAUUCACAAAAUAGGAUUGAUUGAUAUUACACGAUAUAUGAUAAAUCACGAACAGAACAAUGACACUGAGACGGGAUCCAGUACGGGCUAUGUUUCAUUAUUCCCUGUUAAAGGAAGAUCAGCCUUCGUAACCUGUUUCGUCCUGUUUCCAGUCUUGUCCACCACAUACAUUAUACACCGCGGUCGCUACGAAUAUAUACAUAGUAUAUAUGAAGAAAUACAUUUUGUAUAAUAUAUCUUCGAUAUGAAAUUAUCUUUAAAGAUAGAUGCAGGUUAUCUUAUAGUGCCAAUGAUAUAUCAAUAUUGUGUUACCAAGUUAGGAUCUAAUCUUUGAAAUACACAAAAUAUUGUGUAAAAUAGAGUUAACUUGUGUGUUCCGUAAUUUAGUUUAUAGGUAGAUUAAGUAAAGCCAAAGACGACUUUCCUACCAGUUGGAAAGUGACAUUUUCUAUUAAUACUAACUUUUACGCUCCAGUUGUUUCGCCGUAACCUACAAGAUAUUCAAGUUUAGCAUUCGUGAUACAGAAAAAUAUUAACACUGUAUAAAUUUAAGGAUAAUAUAGUUGAUAAUACUAUUAUUUGUAAAUUCAAUCGCGUCCUACAACUAUCCACUGCGAUGAACUGAACAUACAUUUAUUUAUUCAAAAUUAGAAGUGGAAAAUACAGGUCCAAGGUUUUUAGUAAACCGAUUUAAAAGCUAGGCUAUACACUUUAGGUAGGUGAAUAUUUUUAGCUGAUAAUAAUAUUGUUUAACAUUUACACUACUUGAAUUUCUGUUAAAACUCCUAAUAAUAAUACAUUUUUAUAUUUAACACACACUAUAAAAUACAAUAAAAUCGUAUUCUGGUCUCUCAAACACCUCGUCUGCUGCUUUUGGUCGGGCCCUUCUUUUUUUGUUUACGGUUUUGAGUCCGAAGAUAUUUGAAUCGGAGAUGUAUGCUCCCUUUCUUCACCAUAACCGAAGCAACUACGUCUAGACAUUUUGAAAUUAUUAAAUUUAAACUGAGAGUUCUCUCAGUGAGUGUUCACUAAAAACGCGUGCGUUUUGAGCGGAUGAAGUUAACAAUAAUUUGAGCUUUAUUAAGAGGACUGGGUGUUAAAGACUAUAACAUCAAGCUUUUCCUAUUAAUUGAAAAGCUGCUCGGUAGGUACGAUAAUAACGUCAUCUACGUCUACGACGUCGUCAGCAAUAGUCAUCCUCAAAUCUAAUGGAGUAAAAGACCUUACAAUACAAUAAACGAUAAACUGAUAAAAAUUAAUGAACAAUCGUAUGACAAAGAAGCGAUUGUUGCAUCAAAUGGAUUAUUGUUAUCUUACAAUGCCUUUUAUUCUCAGAGGUCACAUUCAUUUUAACCGUUAGUGCAAAAGUCGAUGAACUUUAAAAGCUCACCCGAAGUUCCCGAACACUUCGUUGAAUAUACUUUAUAAAAUCUUACGCUGAUCUUUGAAUUGGAAAAUUAUUUUUGUCUAAUAGUCUUUUGAUCAACACGAAUCAUCACAGAUUAACGCGACUAUAACUAGUUGAAAGGCUAAUUUAUAGUAAAGCAAAAAAAAUAAAGUGAACUUGUUAACAAAGACCUUCUUUAUAUACCGCGUCAAACGAAUGGUGACGAACGGCCAAAAAACUAUAUUAAAAGUAAGAAAAGUAUGGAGUAAAAUGUAUAAAUUUUUUAGAGCUUCUCGAAUCUUUUGAGAAGCAGUUUUUUGCUAGCGAGGCUCUAAAAUUUAAAAAUAUAAGACUAAAAACGUGUAUUGCGAUAGUGGUACAGUAUAUUGAACCCUUUUUAAAUAUUACUUUUUAACAAUAAUAUUCUGCUACAGGCUUCUUUGCUUCUACAGCUAUCAUAAUUUAAAUUUAUGGCAAUGAUAUUAGAUCACGCUCUGGUGAUCCAUACGAUCGAUUAUUGUACUCUGUGUUGGGUCACGCCGUUUGCAAUAUUUGUAUCCAGAGUAUUGUUGAACCCCACGUGAAUUUGUUUAAGCUUGCCCGUUUUAAGUAAUAUUGUUAAGAAUGUUAUUUAUUUGUGCUAAUUGCGAUGUACAAGUCUCAAAAAUUUUAUUGAAAGAUAUCAAAUUAAAUAUUUAAUUUAAUACAUAUUUCAAUAGGCUUACUAAUCAUUAAUUUUUCACUCCUAGACUUUUAGAAGUCUGGAAAUGCGUUUGGAUCCAAAAUCUGACAUACCAGCCGUAAUUGCCCUUUGCAAUUGUUAUUACAGAUUUUUUAUUGAAAAAUAUAAAUUUGUGGAUACGCAAAUUGGUUUAUUCUAGUUACUGUACAUCACAAUAAGCACCAAUCUGUUGCAUUUUGUGCGUUGUUCAAUUAGUACGUAAGUCAUGUUAUCAUAAUGAAAUGUCUGGCGAUGUAACUGUGAUGUUCCUAAGAGUAUUAUUAUAGAUAUUAUAAUAUCGCUAGAAUUAGGAACAAGUGAUAAGUUAAUAUUUUAACACGUAAUGUACAAAUUAAU
This is a messenger RNA of Pieris brassicae (large cabbage white), 3947 nucleotides long. RefSeq names its product zinc transporter 1 (gene ZnT77C). The transcript has 8 exons. The record is from RefSeq and is a predicted model, not a curated record. Gene Ontology annotation, molecular function: zinc ion transmembrane transporter activity. Lineage: Eukaryota; Metazoa; Arthropoda; Insecta; Lepidoptera; Pieridae. Bases 172 to 1251 code for a protein of 359 amino acids. Gene Ontology annotation, biological process: zinc ion transmembrane transport; intracellular zinc ion homeostasis; detoxification of zinc ion. Gene Ontology annotation, cellular component: membrane.